AUGGCGGCAUUCGUGAAGGACGGCCUGUCGUCAAUACUGGAAUCGGCGAGAGAGACCGGAGAUGAGCUCGAGGGAAUGCCGACGACACAAAGUAUGUCCCGGAAAAAUUUCUUCGCAUUUUUACUGACGUUGAAACUGUCGGCCAUCUUCCUAGUGGCCGGCCUCUUCAUGGCCCCCAUCGUCUGCACCCAUGGCAUCUUUCUGUGGCCCAUGAUCGCCAUCGCCCUCUUCCUCAUGCUCGUCCUCGUCCUCGGCUGCCUGGGCCACAUGCUCGACAACGUCUGCCUCUGCGGCUGUCAUCUUCUCGGCGUGUUCAUCGCCAUCGUCGCCCUCCUCGGCUUCGUCAUCUUCGGCUACGUCGCCGUUGGAGGCGUCGACCUUGGCUCACGAAAGGUCCUCGAGUACAGGCUCGAGGACUACAGCGGGUGGCUCAGGGAUCGUGUGGCUGACCCGCGUUACUGGGCGGCAACCAGUGCGUGCAUCCGCGAUAGGAAUGUCUGUUUCGCCGUGAAGCAACCAGCAGCCAUGGUGCACGGCCCAAAGACCGGCGUGUUCGUCCUCCGCCAGCUAUCGUCGUACCAAGGGCCGGCCAAGGAACGCCGGAUCCAUGCCGGCCUUCAACAAAUGUCGCCAAUUGAGUAUGGAUGCUGCAAGCCACCAUCAUCAUGUGCAUUCACAUCUGUGAAUGGGACGACGACACCCACAUCAACACCUGCUGACCCUGCCGUUGUAACCAACGGGGAUUGCAGCAGGUGGAGCGACGACGAGGAAACGCUCUGCUUCCGGUGUGACUCAUGCAAGGCAAGCUUCCUCGACGACACCAAGAAAGCAUGGAAUAACUUUGCCUGGAUUCCCAUUAUCGGCUUCAUCAUGCUCAUUGCUACAUACUGUUGGCGGAUGGAAUGA
Molecule: messenger RNA, 906 nt
Organism: Oryza brachyantha (malo sina)
Lineage: Eukaryota; Viridiplantae; Streptophyta; Magnoliopsida; Poales; Poaceae
Product: tetraspanin-3-like
Exons: 2
Coding region: 1-906 (301 amino acids)
Biological process (GO): auxin-activated signaling pathway
Cellular component (GO): plasma membrane; plasmodesma
Source: RefSeq, a predicted model, not a curated record